AUGGCAGGUCCUAAAAACAAAGGUAUUGAAUUUAAAAUCAAGACAGGAGAGGGAAACCUCAAGUUUGUGUCUUUUCUGAAUGGGUGGCCCAACCAUCAAUCUGAGUGGGCCAGUGCCAUCCCUCCCUUACUAACCAACUUUCUCUUCUGCUGUCAUUUGCUCCUAUUGCACAGAGAAAAACUACAGACGUUACUGUCCGAAUAUGUUGUUGACACCCUCAACCUCAUUCAGACAGUCAGAGACUUCUGUGACAGAGAAGAGAAAUGGACCCUUCAGAGAAAAACAGAACUGGAGAGUAUGAAACAUAUCAAGGAACAAGCAGACAAAAUCAGUCUUAAGUUUGGUCAUGUUAAAAAUUCAAAGAACAAAGGUAAAGCCUUUGGAGAGUUCCUAAAGAGUGGUUUAACUCAGGUCACAGCUGACUCUAGACGACAAAAACUGGAGAAGAAACUGGGUGAUGUCCUGAAAAAUACAUUUGAGGGGUUGGAGAAACUUGACCACUUUCUGGAUGCAGUGGAGAAACUAACAGUUACCUCAUUAAAUGUCUUCACUGAUCAAAGUGUCCUGCCGAAUGGGGAGAACCCUGCAAAUGUGCGAUCGGUCAUCACAGCUGCCAAAAUGGCGUCUCCUCUCCUCAUCAACUUUAAACGAAAUAACGAAACCUUCUUCCUUCCCAUCCUUAAUAAUGUGGAUGUCAUGGUUUUUCAGCUAGACAAAUACAUACAAAUUACACAACAGCUUUGUGAGAAACUGAAUAAAAAAUGGAUGCAGGAUGAGCCUUUAAAGUUCAGUUCGAGUGUAAAGAACUCGAAGAAAAAAAUGCUUAAUAAUUUGAACCAGUUAAGACAAAUCAGAAAUGACCAGGACACCAGGUUAAUGUUCCUCUUUAGGGAACAUGCUUUGAACUUCAUUGGUCUGUACAGCCAACGUCGCUCUGAGGUGAAGCAGUUCUUGUCAGAUCUGGAAGAAAGUGCAGUUCAGCUGGACAGAAUGAAGAAAGGAGCAAGUAUUUCUACUGUAACUGGUAGUUCAGUGGGGAUAGCAGGAAGUGUUUUGUCCAUUGUUGGCAUUGCUCUUGCUCCUGUCACUGCAGGAGUGUCUUUGACUCUCACACUGACAGGGCUUAGUCUGGGGGUAACCAGUGGUGUCAAUAGUUUGGUCACGGGUAUCACUGAAACAGCCGUUAACGCUUACCAUGGUAAAAAGGUACAAAGCAUUUUCCAGACAUACAUGAAUGAUACAAAGAGGAUUCAAUGCUGUUUGCAGAAGGCCAGUUCGGAGCAUGUAGAGAGGCUUUAUUUUAUCAGUAUGUUCGGAGCACGAAAAGUGGAAAAAGGUAAAACAGUUUCAUCUGUUCAAGUACACAAAGUUAAGAAAGUGCAAAAGCAACAAGACACAAGCAAAGUCAAGGAACUUGUGGGUAAAGCGUUAAGACAUGGGAAGUUUGGAGUCCGUGUUACAGGAGUGGGGAAAGGUAUUGAUUCCCUGGUGGAUGCUGCUAAAGCUGCUAAAGCCCUCCAAAGUGAGGGGGUGGUUACAAAAGCAGUUGGGAUGGGGCUGCAGGAAGCACGAAGUACUCGUAGCAUUCCCAACCUCGCUGCAGACUUGCCUGACAUUGGGCAACUGGCAAAAGGGACACCACUAGCACUCUCAAAGACAGCAAGAGCUGGAUUUAUCACUGCCAAUGCUCUUUUUAUUGGUUUGGAUGUUCUUUUCAUUUGUAAAGACAGCAUAAGUCUGGCAAAAGGGAGCAAGAGUGAAACAUCUCAGCUCAUCCGCUCCAGAGCAACUCUGUGGAAAUCUGAACUCGAGGCCUGGCAGAAGAUUUAUGAUUCCUUAUGCAUAGGAAUAGAAAAGUUUAGAAAGAGACAGAUCCUGCUGGAGCAACCCUUUCUUCCUUAGUAAUAAUUAGUCUACAGGAAAUUUACAAAUACACUAGCCUGUAAUAUCAAAUAUAAUACAUGGGUGAUUCUCACGACAACUUGGUUUUAAAAAUGUCAAGCAUGAAAAUGUAAAAAUUGCUUAAAUUUACUUUUUUUCCCACCAGACAUUGAAAAACAAAGUCUGGAGUAAAUGGGAACAUUAAUUUAAAAACUUUUACUCAUCAUUUAACACUUUUUGUAACAUAAUUUAAAAAAUGAGUCCUAAAAAAUCUCAUUACCGCAACAGUCAGAAAACAUCAACACUGACAUAUUUUCAAAAUGACAUGACAAACCUGAAAGAACAUAAUUUGGAGAUUCUGCACAUGCAUUUAAAAUCAAAGUAUUAUGCUUCUAUUAAUUAAAUUAACAUUUAAUAAGCAUCUGUUGCGGUAAUGAUAAUCAAAAAGACAAUAUUUCAAAUUAACUGUAAAAAAAUGAUCUUACCUGGUAGCCAUCUUGAAGUAACUGGUCCAUGUGCUUGGUCACUCAAAAUCAAACUUUAUUAAAAUUCUGUAUGUGUGCUUAAACUGUUCUCAAAAAGUGUUGCGGAGGAUGAGAACAUCAGGCAUGGACACAUCAUUUUCCUAAUUUUUCUUCAUUAUUAUUAUACAUGAAUAUUCAGUAAAUAUUUUUUCUGUCAUCUAAAGUAGUCUAGGAAAACAUCCAUUUAUUUUUUUUCUUAAUAUUUUUGUGUUGAUUUGAUUAAAUUACAACAUAACGCAUGCUCAAACACAGCCGGAUACAUUGCGGUAAUGAGAAUUUCAGCAGAAAAUGAGAUAAAAUUUUACAAUUAUAAAUUCUUAUGUUGAAAUCACACAUUGUGCAAGGUAGAACACAGUAUUGUGUUAAUUCUGAUGCUUUUUAAUGUUACUAUAUUACACAUUUUAAAGCUAAAAUCAUUAGUGCCGUGCUGUUUCAAUGGUUUCGUGAGAAUCACCCACA
Misgurnus anguillicaudatus (oriental weatherfish) is the source of this 2864-nucleotide messenger RNA. The record is from RefSeq and is a predicted model, not a curated record. Lineage: Eukaryota; Metazoa; Chordata; Actinopteri; Cypriniformes; Cobitidae.